CACUGAAAUUUUAAGUUUGAAUGAUUUUAGAUAUUUUGAGGAACCUAUCGAUGUGAUUGAGAUAUGUAUAAACUACUGUUUGUGGUUUUAAGUAUCGGAUACAGCAGAUCUGUUAGUAGACCGUCAACCAUUGUGUUAGAAAACAACCAGUUUAAAAAUGUCGUAGUUGCCGUCCAUGAUAGCAUUGCGGAGGAUGGUUCCCUCAUUGAUAAAAUAAAGGAUGAAAUGACAGAGGCUUCAAAAUACAUUUACAAAGCCACCAGACAACAGGCAUACUUCAAGGAAAUAACAAUUUUACUUCCCAACACGUGGUCAUCGCAUGCGUCAUACGGACAAGCUACGUCAGAGACGAUACAGUUAGCUGACGUCAUCAUCACAGAUCCAAUACGAGGGAAAAGAAGUUUACCACAGGCACGUUCUUACGAGGGGUGUGGAAAACAAGGAGUGCAUGUUCUGCUCACGAAAGAGUUCUUUGACAACCCCAGUUAUGAACCGUAUAGAAAUAAUUCAGCAAAGUAUUUUGUGCACGCUUUCGCCCAGUUCCGGUGGGGAGUUUUCCAAGAGUAUUCGGAGGAGGGAGAGGAAGUGUUUUACAUAUCCUUUAACUCGGGCUACCCUGAGGCAAUCAAGUGUGUUUACUACCUCCGGGGUCUUAUUGAACGAAACAACGCAGCCGUUACCACACCUUGUUACAUAACGAACAGCCUAGAUCCAGUAACGGGUUUAUAUGAGAAGGAUUGCAUCUGGAGUCCAUACCCAACCAGACAACGGGCAAAAGCAUCGAUAAUGGACCAUCAGUAUAUUACAGCGAUAGAGACGUUCUGCGAUGAUGACAAGGCAGACUACAUGACAGUGCACAACUAUGAGGCACCAAGCAAACACAAUCGCCUGUGUGAGCACAGAAGCACAUGGGAUAUAGUUUCAAACACAGAUGAUUUUAAAGAUGGGAAAAACCCGUUAGUAGGCCUUACUGACUCGCUGCUGACACCAACUUUUAAAGUGGUACGCGCUUCAUCGAGGAAGAAGAGGACGUUGGUCAGAUUCAAUCCUAACCUUGAGGAGAGCGUCACGUCCGGGUUAAUAACAGACAUCAAACGCCUGCAGCUCGAACUUAAUUCUGAGGAAGUAGAAGUUAUCCACAAAGAGGAAACGAUUCCCUUUGGAGACGAAGGAAGCACAUUAACCGUUGAAAGGCACCAGGUAAUUACAACCAGCCAUGGGAAAUCUAGCGACACGGUUUACGAUAUCGGUCAGACACUCGGUCAUCGUCACGUAGACCGUAUGAGACAGGCUGUGAUGCAGAAUGAUCUCUAUAAAGAUUAUGUUAUUGUGGCACAGUCAGAAUUUAAUCUGGUAGGAAGACAACCAGUGGAAUCUACAGUUGGUAUCGAUGAAACAUUAGCACACCACAUGACCUACAUGUUUUACUACGACACUGAUAUGCCAUUUGUUGACCUACGGUCACCGUCAGGUGUAAUAUACGACAUUGAGUCAGACAUUUGUGCAGUGGACACAGAUAGCAAGUCGAUAAAAUUUCACUUCAGUUUUACAGAGGUCGGUAAGUGGACAUACAAGAUUUACCAGUCCUCGGAAUUAUCUCAACGCGUACAGGUCACAAUUUCCUCUGCUGAUGAAAACCAUUCACUGGAUCCUCUCACAGUUCGUCCGUCUUCAAAACUAAUUCAGGAAGACCCUCCAGCUAUGCUCCUCAUUCUUGACGUGACACAAGGCGUACAUCCUGUUCUUGGACUCAAUGCCACAGUUUUAAUAGAGGGUCCAGACAGUUUAAGAACUGUGUUGCAACUGUUCGAUAAUGGAGGUGGUGCAGAUGUGAACAAAAACGACGGUGUUUACUCCAGAUAUUUUACAAAGAUCAGCACGGGUGGUGUGUACCAUUUCACAUUUAAGAUAAAGGGAUAUGGUGAAGACGUCUACCAACGAGAACAAACAUACAGCGUAGAUAACUUUGAUGGGCCCAUUAAGAAGAUUAUAACAAAAAGAUCAAUAAGGGGCCGAUCGAAAGACACAUUCAUGGAGACUCUAUAUUUCUGCCGGAGGGGGUCAACCCCAUAUCACCAAGACUUUCUAUGCUCCAGAAUCACAGACCUUAGAUCUGUCAGGUCCUUGAGAUACAGAAAAUCAGUUAUCCUUACUUGGACAGCUCCUGGCGACGAGGUCGACCUUGAUAAAUCUGUAUCGUACGAGCUUUUUGUUGGCUACGAUAUAGACGAUGUUAGACAAUUCCUGCAGUUUACCGACACUGGAGUUUACAAUGGCAAGGGAAUAGUGCAGAAGGAAAUUAUUCAGACCAGUAGUUCAGGCUCAACUGUAGAAAAAGCCCUCAUAAUGCCGAAACGGCAGUCCAGGACAUUGGCAUUUUCAAUAAAAGUUGUCGAUGCUCUUGGAAAUACAAGCCGUACUUCGAACGUCGCCUCAGCUCUUAAUCCAUGGAGAUAAUGGAUCGUCCGCUUUACGAAUGGGUUUAUGGCGGGAAAGUAAUUGCAUACACCUUCUGAAUAAAUUGAUCUUCAUAUAAACAAAAACAUGUUUGAUUUACAAUAUUUAGACUCUAAUUAAUUUAUCGGAAUACUACUGUUAAAUGUCUCUCUCUUUUUCUUUUUCACUCUUAAUAACAUGUGAAAAAUAAGUAUAUUAUCAAAGGGUUUGUUUGUCUUUGAAGCCCGUAGCUUUAGACUAGAUAAUGAUUUGUUUGGACUCCGGAAUGAUUCCAAGCAUCAUCAAUGCAGGCAUUAACUAGCAGAGCUUAUGCAUAAACAGUUGUUAUACUGCACGUGCGCUCCGCAAGUGUUAAUGAAGUCAGUACAUCCUCAUUUAAGAAUCGUGAUUUUGCCUGAAACAGUGCAUAGCGUGUCAAAGCAGGUUGUUUACCGUUUUGUCAAUUACUGUUACGGAAAAUUGUGUGAAACUGUGCGGUAUGCUCAUUAAAAAGUCAUUAUGUUGU
Mya arenaria is the source of this 2962-nucleotide messenger RNA. Its product is annotated as calcium-activated chloride channel regulator 1-like. The record is from RefSeq and is a predicted model, not a curated record. NCBI's taxonomy places the organism in Eukaryota, Metazoa, Mollusca, Bivalvia, Myida, Myidae.